CUCUCUCUGUGUGCACUGCUGGGCAGGUGGUCGUCUGUCUCCGGCUCGAAUCCCUGUGCACUCCUGCGGUGUGUGAGGCAGCAGUGCACCCUCAACAGUUAACGUGCAAAAUAAAUACUCUUGACUUCCGCGGUUUGAACGCGCAUGCGCCGAGGAUGCCAUCAAUCUGACAGGCAGGAGAGUGUUUCGUGACGCGCGGGAUCAGCAGCGGACGCACGCUCGCGAAUGAGGCGCGCUCAGAUCUGAAGAAGAAAAACCAUGGCAACGGAGAAGCGCCUAGCGUUUUCUAUUGUGCAGUUUCUGCGAGAUCACGCUCACUGUGGCAGCCUGAACUCAGACGAGCAGGAGAGCAUUGAAGUUGCAAUUCAAUGUUUGGAGACCACCUUCAAAGUCAGUUCCACUGACUGCCACCUGGCAGUCCCACAGACCCUACCAGAGAUAUUUAAAAGUUCCCUGCUCAAGAAUGACAACAUGACCUUACCCAAGACGUUACCGCCCCCGAAAGACGUUGAAAUGGCAGAGCAGCUCAAGAAUGACGGAAACAACCACAUGAAGGAGGAGAACUACAGCCGUGCCAUGGAGUGCUACAGCCAAGCCAUCGACCUGGACCUCAGGAACGCAGUUUACUACUGCAAUAGGGCUGCGGCUCACAGUAAACUGGGGAACUACACAGAGGCCACGGGGGAUUGCGAGCGCGCCAUCGGGAUCGACCCCAGCUACAGCAAGGCCUACGGACGCAUGGGGCUGGCUCUGACGGCCAUGAGCAAGUAUCCCGAAGCCAUUUCCUUCUUUAAGAAAGCGUUGGUAUUGGAUCCUGAAAACGAUACCUACAAAUCCAACUUAAAAAUAGCCGAGCAGAAGCAGAGGGAGGCCAGCGGUCCAAUAGUUGCGGGGCUUGGAUUCGACAUGGCGAGUUUGAUAAACAACCCGGCCUUCAUCAGUAUGGCCGCGAGCGUGAUGCAGAACCAGCAAGUCCAACAGCUUAUGUCAGGCAUGAUGACCAAUGCGGUGGGGGGUCCGGGACCAGGGGGGCUGACCGACAUCUCCAGCCUGAUUGAAGCAGGACAGCAGUUUGCCCAGCAGAUCCAGCAGCAGAGCCCCGAGCUGAUAGAGCAGCUGAGGAACCACAUCCGGAGCCGCUCCUUCAGCGGGAGCGCAGAGGAGCACUCAUGAUGAUCUUCUUCCUGUACGCAGGUGCCUCCUCUUCCUCCCACUGACUCAACUCUGUGUUGACAACAGCACGUUAAACCUGCACUAUGUCGAUUCUGCACUGCCGCUUUGCUCUCCAUUAAGAAAAUAUUGGAACUAGACUGUUGUUGCUCAAUAAUAAAAGGCGCUCAUCGGUGAGUCAAUCCAUCCAGGGAAUUGUUCUCUGAAUAUAGCUUUUUACUGGUACACUUUUGCCCCCCUUCCUUCCCACUGUGGCUACGAUUUGUAUAAAGCUACAUCUGGAGAUGCUUCUCAAUUAUCCAUAGGCUUCAAAUACGAAAACGUAUUUAGUGCAGGUUUAAGUCGAUUGUAAGUGAUUUAUGUUUUUUUUUGUCUUCAUUUCAGCUUUCAAUGUUUAGUCAUGGAAGAGGGGGUUCCAUACGACGUGAUUACAAUCGUUCCACCCAUUUCUUAAGCGAAGGCUGAGAGACCAAGAUGGGCAUUUUUUCAGAGGCACUUUAACCGUUUUCUUUUGUGGGGCUCAGGAGAAAGAAGAGGGUAGUGGAGACGAAGCAAGGAAAAAGAACCAACCGACACACACACACACUGAUAUCAGGGUAAGCACCAGACACAUAGUGAGAAAGAGCCUUCUACAAAACCAGACGUUACUUAAUCCCGGGCUGACCUGUUCUAAAAACAAAUAUGUAUAGAUAAUGUUUAGAUCUCAAUCUUAAUUGCCCAAUAGUGAAGGCAUCAUUUCAGGAAAUAUCUUUGGCUUUGCUUCCGUGCUGAUCGGACGCCAGGUUUGCCAUGUUUUUAGUUUUUUUAUCAUAUCAUCUCAAACCUUAUUUUUGUAUAAAUUCAUGGCAUUUUUGCUGUUAGCCGAGAGUUUACGCAAAUCCUUAACUGUGGUACCGAUGAACGAAGUGAUGAAUGAAUACUGAAUGUGUCUUAUGCAGCCUGAACCGUCUUAUGUAUAGCACUUUAGCAGACAUGUAUGUAAUGUCAUGAUCCCCUUUAAGCUUGUGUGAUAGUUGAUAUGACGGAAAUGAUCACAUUUGCAUGCUCUUCAAUCUUAUAUCUGAAGUCUUACGCUUUAUGGAAAUAUAUAAUUGUAGAGAGCAUGUUUUGUUAAAAUCAUGCCAAUAAACCUUUCCA
Molecule: messenger RNA, 2307 nt
Organism: Gadus morhua (Atlantic cod)
Lineage: Eukaryota; Metazoa; Chordata; Actinopteri; Gadiformes; Gadidae
Gene: sgtb
Product: small glutamine rich tetratricopeptide repeat co-chaperone beta
Exons: 11
Coding region: 259-1173 (304 amino acids)
Biological process (GO): post-translational protein targeting to endoplasmic reticulum membrane
Cellular component (GO): membrane; TRC complex
Molecular function (GO): molecular adaptor activity; protein binding
Source: RefSeq, a predicted model, not a curated record